CGGCGAUCGAGCGAGCGAGCGAUUAUUCACUCUGUGCCUGCAGCGUCCUCAAUCCUGGGCCCCAAUGUUGGCCGACCUUCUGAGUUGGAAGGCUGACAGUGGUGAAAGGUGCUGUUUAGUUGUUAUACUAAAUAUUAUACACAGUAAUUCCACUCUAUAGGUGGUCUGCAUUACCACAGACACAUUGAGACGUGGAGUAGAAGUCUAAAAUACAUUGCAAACUAUUAUUUGAUAGGCAUACAGACCGUUGGGCCAAGUGCUGUCAGCAAGCGCCUAUUAAGGACAUCUCACACGCACAAUGGGGAAAGUCUUCUCCAAGGCAUUCGGGAACAAGGAGAUCCGAAUCCUCAUGCUUGGGCUGGACAACGCGGGCAAGACCACGAUCCUGUACAAGCUCAAGAGCGGCAAGGGGGUGGCCACCAAGAGCACGGUGCCCACCGUGGGCUUCAACGUGGAGACCGUGACCUACAAGAGCGCCUCCUUCAGCGUGUGGGACGUGGGCGGGCAGCACAAGAUCCGCUCGCUCUGGCGCCACUACUACACGGGCACCCAGGCGAUUGUGUUCGUCGUGGACUGCGGGGACCGCGAUCGGGUGGACGAGGCACGGGAAGAGCUGUCGGGCCUCCUGUCCGACUCCGAGAUGCGUGGCGUUUCGCUGCUCGUGCUGGCGAACAAGCAGGACGCGCCGGAGGCCAUGCGGCCAGCCGAGCUGCAGGAGGCGCUUGGCUUGCCCCGUCCUGGAGAAGGAGAUUCGAGGCGAUGGCUGGUGCAGCCGUCGUGCGCCAUCAUGGGCCACGGCCUCUACGAAGGCCUCGUGUGGCUGGCGGACAACUACCAGCCCCGGCCCAGCAACGUCUACGGAUGAUGAUGGCACGGGGGUGACCGAGCGAAGACGAACUGCCGCGGGACGAUCGCUGGUGCUGGAUGUUGAUGGACGUGGCACCGACAGAGGUGCAUGAGUUACGCAUGGAAUGGUUUAUGUGGAGGUGGCCGGAUAGCCCAAGAGUUCAGUGCAUUGUGCUGGCCCCGUCGAGGUCAUUGGUUCAAAUCUGGGUAUCGUCUGCUCGUGAGUAAAUCGGCAUCUCUAGUUUAUUAAGUUCUGGUCACCAAUGGCUGCACACAAAAAUAGAUUUAGGAUUUCGUUCAGUUUUGCAAAAAAACAGUGUUUCAGGUUCCUAACAAAUGUUGGUAUAAAUGUUAAGUGACCGACGUUUCUCAAGCAAAGCAUGCGAGAGGCACCACCACCUCCCAGUGUAGAUAAGAGGCACGUGGAGGGAUCUCAGAAGUAGUUCUGUGAUGUCACCUUCCACGGGCCGUUCUCUAACACUGGGGGAUGCACUGCGAAAUUGAGAUGUAUUUGUCUCCAACCUAAUGUCUACAGCACAAUUUGUAUAAUAUUGGGAGAUUUAAAAAAAUUCACAUAUUAAAAAAAUAAUAAGUGAAUAUUACAUUCAGUUAGUGCUGAAAAAUAUCACGAAAUAAGGAACAUUAAUAUUGUUAUUUUUCUUAUUCGUGUCUCCUGUCCAACAUAUAUAGUCUUUUGCAAAUAUUCUGCACAGGUCACCGCUUUUGGUGUUGGCAUUGUCAAAUCUUGAGGAGUAGCAUUGUGGUGCUGCAGGACAUCGCAGGAGAUAAUCCAUAGUUUGCUUCUCCUGACAAGCACAGUGUUCGGUUGCGCAGAAGCCAUAUAAUUAAAAAAAAAACAGGACGCGGAUAUGCAGUAUUAAAACAAACGGAAUGCUGUAUGUAUAAAUGUGGUUCCUGAUAAAGAAUAAAUCAGUACAUUAUACAACUUAUGUACCAGCUCAGACCUUCUGUCCUAACAAUUGUAGAAUAUUCGUACGCAUUACAGGAAUACAUCGUAAGCCUAACACGAUUUUCAUGAAUUUUUACAUUAAAUGUAGAGUAUUUAAAAAAGUAUGAACUGCGAACUGUUGUAUAUUGUCUUAAACGAACAGCUGGUAUACAUAAGGUACUUUAUAAUAUAUGAAUGCUAUAUAGACGUACACCAAUCAAUGUAUUAUCGUCUCAUUGAUCAAUAUCGAGUCACACGAACUAUACAUGAAUGAAAUUGCGUGUUUCAAAUUCGAUUGUUUGCGAACAUUACUGUAUAUUUCUGGAUUUGAA
Lethenteron reissneri (Far Eastern brook lamprey) is the source of this 2127-nucleotide messenger RNA. Its product is annotated as ADP-ribosylation factor 6-like. Gene Ontology annotation, molecular function: GTP binding; GTPase activity. The record is from RefSeq and is a predicted model, not a curated record. NCBI's taxonomy places the organism in Eukaryota, Metazoa, Chordata, Hyperoartia, Petromyzontiformes, Petromyzontidae.